GAACACCCAGAAUUCCCUGUUUUUCUCCUCCCACAUCUUAGCAACAGAGUAUACCAAUUAAUCUGGAUUAGGGAUUAGGAGACAUGGAGAGAGCAGCGUGGACAACAACAAGAACAAAAGCUGCCCAAUCAGACGGGACAGACCAUUGUAUAUCCAGACACUGUAGAAUGUUCCACCUGUUUACUCACUGCUGGCACUGGGUUCAAAUUAGACAGGAACCCAUCAGGCAAGUGACAAUCCUAUUCUUGGGACUGGAUAAUGCUGGGAAAAGCUCAGUGAUUAAAGUAAUACGUCGAGUCCCGCCAUGCCAGGUCUUAUCUUCCUCUCACUUCGAGCCAUUCAGAACUGAGAUUCGUCUGGACCGCUUUGACCUUACUCUUCUUGAGAUCCCAGGAGGGCCAAAGAACAGGGCCAGUUGGAGGCUAUCCUAUUCCCAGGCUCAUGCUCUGGUCUUUGUAGUGGAUGCUGGUGACCCUGGGCGCAUGAAGGAAGUGGCAUGUGUGCUUGCCAAUGUUUUGAGGCACCCAUGUGUGGCUGGCAAACCUCUUCUAAUAUUGGCCAAUAAACAGGAUAAAUCCUCUUCCCUUCUCACCAGUGAGAUCAUUGAGCUGCUGUCAUUAGAAACCUUAGUGAAUGAGAACAAGACGCUUUGCAGAAUUGAACCAUGCUCCUCAGGGGCGGAGUUCAGCUCCCAGCAUGACUGGGCAAUAUUGAAAGGGCUAAGGUGGGUCCUUCGAUCUGUGACGCUCAGCUACCCCAUGUUGGCUGCUCGUGUGCAACAAGAGAGCUUUGAGGAGAGAAAUAUCAAGAUUCCAAGCUUAAGGGGGCCACAAAGGACACCAGAUGGAAGAAUGUUGACAGAUAGUAUAUCUGACCUUGUGGAGUACAAAUCAUUUCCAGGGGGAAAGAAGAGACCUCUGAAGCCCAUCCAAAAUAUUUUAUCUCAGACAGGUCAAAAUCUGCGCAAAGUGAAAAAAAGUAAGAGAAAGGUCCAAGUAAAGGAGACCAACGCAAUAAAGAAAGAUGAUCAAAAAAUGGAGGAAAGGAAGCCGAGUGUAGAACAAAAACUGUCUCCUUCUGCAAGAGUUCAAAAAUACCAAGGCAUGGGACACAGUACUGUAAUUUUGCCACAGGACGAGAAAGGGGAUCAGGCUACCGGCACCAGGAAGAGAAAGAAAAAGAAAAAAGCCAUUCCGAAUAACCAGAUAAUAUCACAAGAUGGGGUCACAGGAGACAUGAGUAACACUUUUGACCUGUAUCGCAAAGCAAUGCAAGCCCUGAAACUGAAACAAGAGCAACAGCGAGCAAGAUCUGUCAACAACAGACGAGGGGAUAACGCAGUCCACUAAAAGCUCUGUAACAACUGUACAAAAACUACAUGUGAAUGCUUUUUGUUCACAGUAUGUUUAAGUACAAAUACAA
Molecule: messenger RNA, 1422 nt
Organism: Xenopus laevis (African clawed frog)
Lineage: Eukaryota; Metazoa; Chordata; Amphibia; Anura; Pipidae
Gene: arl13a.L
Product: ADP ribosylation factor like GTPase 13A L homeolog
Exons: 10
Coding region: 84-1349 (421 amino acids)
Biological process (GO): non-motile cilium assembly; receptor localization to non-motile cilium
Cellular component (GO): ciliary membrane; non-motile cilium
Molecular function (GO): GTP binding; GTPase activity
Source: RefSeq, a predicted model, not a curated record